Messenger RNA from Oppia nitens, 1668 nucleotides. Its product is annotated as pancreatic lipase-related protein 2-like. Gene Ontology annotation, biological process: lipid metabolic process. The coding region runs from base 1 to 1668 and encodes 555 amino acids. The record is from RefSeq and is a predicted model, not a curated record. Lineage: Eukaryota; Metazoa; Arthropoda; Arachnida; Sarcoptiformes; Oppiidae. Gene Ontology annotation, molecular function: protein binding; lipase activity. The transcript is spliced from 9 exons.
AUGCCGGCACUGAUUCAACAGUACGCCAGCGGCCAACCGCUAGUCAAUCAUUUGAAUCAAUCGGCCAACAGGUUUAGUAUGGAUAACAUUAAGGAUACGUUUCGUGAGCACCUAAAUGGCUGGCCGUUUGAUGUACUCCAUGAGCUGGCCCGGGCACUACCUAUGCGCAACAACUUACAAACUAUUUGCUAUGAAGAUCUCGGAUGCUAUUCCAGCAACGACUACCUCCAUGUGCUCGACCGGCCCAUCCAAAUGAUGCCAAUGUCACCCACUGCUAUCGACAUGCAAUUCAAUUUGUUUACCUGCGACAACAAAUAUCGCCCGGUGCUGUUUACCUAUAAACCAGAUGACGAUUCAAUUAUUAAGUCACCAUUUGAUCCGAGAAAGAAAACUAAAUUCAUUAUACAUGGCUUUCGUGACUAUUAUGACGAUAUGUAUUGGAUGGGUGAUAUGAAAGACUACAUACUGAGACGUUCCUGUAAUUACAAUGUAUUUUGUGUGGACUGGUCAAAGGGCGCCAAAGUGACCAACUAUUUGCUGGCAGUGGCCAACACACGGAUUGUCGGUGCAAUGACCGGCCAUUUUAUUGAACGCCUGAUGAACGUUACGAAUGCCAGCCCACGGGAUAUGGAACUGAUUGGCCACAGUCUCGGUGCCCAUAUUGCCGGCUAUGCCGGUGCCCGGUUUGACUAUCCGAAAAUUGCCAAAAUACUAGGCCUGGAUCCGGCCGGACCUGCAUUUCAAACUGACGAAGCAGAUCUCAGAUUGGAUAGAAGUGACGCCGAUUUGGUGGUUAUCUUACAUACCGAUGCCGGUAGCGGUAUGUCUGAAGGGUUCGGUAUCGAAGCAUCGUUAGGUCACUACGAUUUCUAUCCGAACAAUGGUCUCAAACAGAUUGGCUGUGAACUGACUCGCGGUGUGUCCAACUUUUUACUCAAGGGUGCCGAAGGUAUUGUCGACACUGUUAACUGUAAUCAUCGGCGGGCAACUGUACUGCCCAUAUCCGAACCAUCACUGUUCGGCACCUGCCAGCUAAUUGCCUACCAGUGCGAAAGUUACGAACGAUUUUCGGAGGGCGAGUGCGCCGAUUGUGGCCUAAACGAUGACAAAUGUAAACCGUUGAAUCUGGAUACUAACUAUUGGGAUUAUGCCGACCAUUUGGGACCCGACGAGCGCCUGGAGGACACAUCAAGCAAACAACUGUUCCUUCAGACUAGCGAUUUAUUCCGUUUUGUUUAUAUCACUACCAGAUUGUUGUUAGUCUACACCUCCGAAAACAGUACCCUAACUACCGGUUCCAUAAAAAUCUCGUUAUUUGGCGAAAAACGUGACAAAGUGGGCGUCAAAUUGGCCCAAAUGUUGAACCGUUUUCGACCCAAACAACGGUAUACCUAUCUGUUGACUUAUCCCAAGGAUUUGGGUCUAGUAUUGUCGGCCGAAAUUUUCUGGUCGUUCAGUGGCAUCGAUCAGCUGAACCCGAUGUUUAUGAUACGUAAGCCGGGUAUCAAAAUACGUAGGAUUGACAUCAACUUUAUGAGUCACUCAAAUCCCAGGGUUCGUAAAAAUUUUUCAUCCAAAUUGUGUCCAGUAAUGACCCGCGAGAUCAAUGAUGGAGAGUCCGCUAGAUUUCAAAUAUGCAAUAAAUUUGAAAGAGAAAUGAACGAAUGA